Parnassius mnemosyne (clouded apollo) is the source of this 471-nucleotide messenger RNA. Lineage: Eukaryota; Metazoa; Arthropoda; Insecta; Lepidoptera; Papilionidae. The record is from the annotation of a GenBank genome assembly.
AUGGUGCAGAGAGCAGAUACUAUCGAGAAGGAACUGUUGGCGAUAGUGUGGGCCAUAAAAACAUUUAGACCUUACCUAUAUGGCCGAAAAUUUACCAUUUUCACGGAUUAUAGACCUUUGGCGUGGUUAAAUUCUAUCAAAGAAUUCAACAGUAAACUCAUGAGAUGGAAGUUGCGGCUUGCUGAGUUCGAUUAUGACAUCGUUUAUAAAAAUGGGAAACAAAAUUUCGUUGCUGACGCCUUAUCCCGUGUUAAGGUAAACGCUCUGGGAGAAGACCAAAAAUCAAUGAAGGUUAACGUGGAUAAGGAUGAACAACUGCAAAGAAACAUAGACAGCUUAAUCGAAGAAAUUCAAAGAUUACAAAAUAAGGACACAAGUCUGAUGGAAAUGUCAUCGGAUACGGAGAGGACCUCAUCUAUCCCGUCCGCUAAGAGCAAUAAAUCAAAAUUCUAUACAAUCACCGACAAGUAG